AUGUGGUGGUGGGAACAGGCCAUCGAGCUGAAGGAGCGGAUCAAUUGGUUUGAAGAGUUCGCAGAGGCAGACGCAGCGGUGGCUUCCAAGGGCGAAGGGGAGGAGUUUGACAUCGACCUGGACGCCCCAGAGACAGAGAAGGCUGCCGUCGCCAUACAGUCCCAGUUCAGAAAAUUCCAGAAGAAGAAGCAGCAGGAUCCGUCCUAGGCAUCCGAGGGGAAGCCGGGCAGCCAACGCAACGCGCAAUUGGCCGACGACCCAACGUAGCGCUCCACGGACGGUGCAUGUUCCUCGAACCCUUCCUGUAUCAAACAAAGUGAACGCGUGGCGUGUAUUUGAGCGAUUAAACCCCCUCCCUCCCUCCCUCU
Callorhinchus milii (elephant shark) is the source of this 368-nucleotide messenger RNA. RefSeq names its product Purkinje cell protein 4b (gene pcp4b). The record is from RefSeq and is a predicted model, not a curated record. NCBI's taxonomy places the organism in Eukaryota, Metazoa, Chordata, Chondrichthyes, Chimaeriformes, Callorhinchidae. Gene Ontology annotation, cellular component: cytoplasm. The transcript has 2 exons. Gene Ontology annotation, molecular function: calmodulin binding; calcium ion binding. Bases 1 to 207 code for a protein of 68 amino acids.